GGGUUCAGAAGUUGCCUCGCUCGCUCCGGGCGUGGUGAUGGAUUUGUCUUCACUGCGAUAUGCUGACGAGGAGGGAGAUUCUUAUGUGCGGACAGCCUUGAGCGAGCUUGAAGAAAUCCGCAAAUGUGGAAUGAAAAACUUUCGUAAUAUCCAGGUUGAUGAAGCUAAUUUAUUGACCUGGCAAGGGCUUAUUGUUCCUGACAAUCCUCCUUAUGAUAAAGGAGCCUUCAGAAUCGAAAUCAACUUUCCAGCAGAAUAUCCAUUCAAACCUCCUAAGAUUACAUUUAAAACAAAGAUCUAUCACCCUAACAUCGACGAAAAGGGGCAGGUUUGUCUGCCAGUAAUUAGUGCUGAAAACUGGAAGCCAGCAACCAAAACUGACCAAGUAAUCCAGUCCCUCAUAGCACUGGUGAAUGAUCCACAGCCUGAGCACCCCCUGCGGGCUGACCUAGCUGAAGAAUACUCUAAGGACCGUAAAAAAUUCUGUAAGAAUGCUGAAGAGUUUACAAAGAAAUAUGGUGAAAAGCGACCAGUGGACUAAAAUCUGACACAGCUGAUGUCAGCAACGUAUGAUAGAAGAUCGGAGCAGUGCAUUUGAGACAUCCCGUAAAGCAGGACUCUAUGGAAAAUUGACAAGUGCCACCUUUUGGUGUUAACUUGUGGCUGUUACUAACUUUCUACAGUUUUCUUAAUCAAAAGUGGGCUAGGUAACCUGUAAAGGAAGAAUUAAAAAUUUAAGAUGUUCUAGUUCUGCUUUCUUUGUUUAAAAAUCACUGCUUCAAUAUACUUUAAAGUAUGCUGUUUUCUUUUUUUUUUUUUUUUUGUCAGAAUUUAUCAAAAAUAUCUUAGACUUAUAUUCUGCCCUUGAAUUGAAAAGGUUGUGGCUGUCAUUUCUUACUUCUCCUUGCAGUUACCACUAUCCUGAGUUCAUUUAAUUCAGCAUUGAAUUUUUGCUCCUCCUCAAACUGAUGUCUUAGAAAAAAUCUCCCACUUCUGGCAGAAAAUGAUUGAGUGUUUGGCAGUUUUGUUUACUCUUCUCUUCAAAACAUUGCACUGUGCUCUGUGGGACUUGCUGCAAGUUCCCCUAACUUCAGUUUGUAACGUAAUAAAAAAAAAAAACCCAACUACAAUCAGAAAUGUCCAGGUCUUAUGUAAAUCUGGCUGAUGUUACCACAAAAUGUUUAUUAAAUGGGGAAAUCCAA
Molecule: messenger RNA, 1202 nt
Organism: Centrocercus urophasianus (Greater sage-grouse)
Lineage: Eukaryota; Metazoa; Chordata; Aves; Galliformes; Phasianidae
Gene: UBE2L3
Product: ubiquitin conjugating enzyme E2 L3
Exons: 4
Coding region: 38-541 (167 amino acids)
Biological process (GO): ubiquitin-dependent protein catabolic process; protein polyubiquitination
Cellular component (GO): nucleus
Molecular function (GO): ubiquitin conjugating enzyme activity
Source: RefSeq, a predicted model, not a curated record